Iphiclides podalirius (scarce swallowtail) is the source of this 4059-nucleotide messenger RNA. NCBI's taxonomy places the organism in Eukaryota, Metazoa, Arthropoda, Insecta, Lepidoptera, Papilionidae. The record is from the annotation of a GenBank genome assembly.
AUGUCAAGCGUGAUGUACCAAGUUGACGUUGUUGUGCUUGUUGUGUCAUUCAUAUUCAUAAUUCAAGUUUCAACCAAACUUUCAACACCGGAGUCGAAUAAAGAUUUCCGUCACAGGCGUGGAAACCUUGAAAUGGAAGACCCAGCUUCUGAAGAUGGUGAUUUUUUGCCUAGACCUUAUCAAACGGAACUUGAAGAAAUUGCUACUAAGAAAAAUACUUUAAUUUAUUUGCCAACUGGUUCUGGGAAGACUUUUAUUGCAGUUCGUCUUAUCCAAAGAUUUAGGAAAAGCUUGGAUGGAGAAUGGGGGCAAGGGGCAAAGAGAACAUUUUUCCUUGUCAAUACAGUGCCACUAGUCAAACAACAGCAAAAAGUAAUUUCGGAGUUAUGUCCCGUAAAAGGCGUAAACGGUUAUAGCGGUGAGGACAGAAUAGAUUUCUGGAAUAAACAAAAAUGGGAUGAAGAGUUGCGACAAUACCAGGUAAUAGUGAUGACGAGUCAAAUCCUUUGCGACAUGCUCACACACAAAUACGUUAAGGUCAGCGACAUAAAUCUUUUAGUAUGCGACGAAUGCCAUCACGCGAUUGAUGACCACCCAAUGCGGAUGGUAAUGAAGCAUUUCGAAAACUGCCCCAAGGAGUUUCAGCCAAGAGUUUUGGGAUUAACAGCCACACUACUCAACGCUAACGUCAACCUGCAUAGAGUCGAAGAAAAUCUGCGGAAAUUGGAGACGACAUUCCACGCAACGAUCGCUACUGUAAACGAGCUCGGAGAAGUGUUGACCUAUUCAACGAACCCGUCCGAAUUUGUGAUACCAUAUAAAUCUGGAACAAUUACGAGCGCCGCCGAAGAGGCGGUCAGCCUUCUGAUCGCCCUCGAGAAAUUCGUCCUUUCAGUUAAAUUGCCGGACAAACAGAAUCAGGAGGAUGUGAAAUUGCUUCACGGUCAGAAGAAUAUAACGAGCGAUCCCAAGAAGACUGUAAAGCAGGUCAAGAAUAUGAUAUCGUCAAUUAUUGAGUUCAUAUGGGAGUUAGGGAUUUACGGUGGGAAUAUAAGUGUCCUGGCUUACAUCAUUCUAUUGGAGCAACUCAAGCGCAGGGCACUGACACCGGAUGAGGAAUUGAUGUACAGGUGUUCGAUAACAAGUUUAGUCGAGGUCAGAAUGGUCCUAGAUUAUGCAAUGAGCCACGAGGAAGGUUUUGAGAAGGUAGUAAAGCACUCGUCUGAUAAAGUGAUACAACUUUUGAACGUAUUGAAGGAAUACAAUCCCAGCGUCGUUCAGUCUGAUUCUAAAUUGAAUGUGAACUGCAAUAAGAAUAUGUUAUCCGGUAUCAUAUUUGUGAAGAAAAGAUUCACCGCAAAAGUGCUUUACAACUUACUAAAGGACGUGUCUGAAGUGAAUCAGGAAUAUGCCUUUUUAAAGCACGAUUUCAUUGUUGGUUUCAAUAUUAACCCAUACAACAAUACAAGGGAAGAAUAUUUUACGAAGAAAAAGAGCCAGCAAAUCUUACUUAAGUUUUGUAAUAAAGACCUCAAUUGCCUCAUAUCUACGAGUAUUAUCGAGGAAGGCAUCGACGUUUCGCAAUGCCUUUUGGUUCUGCGUUUUGACCAGCCGGAGGAAUAUCGAUCGUAUAUUCAGAGCAAAGGGCGCGCAAGAGACCCGAAAUCUUCCUUCGUAAUCUUGAUAGAGGAGAAAAAUCACGACAAAUUCAUGAAAAAAUAUAAAGAGUUCCAGAAAAUCGAACAACACAUUCAAAACAUGUUAGUUGGCAAGUCGGAUACGAGGUGCGAGCCGACAGCGCGGGAAAUCACGAAAUGUCUGUACGACGACGAAGAUAUUCCGCCAUACGUGACAGAGCACGGAAAUCGGCUGUCGGCCGUUUCGGCGAUUAGUUUGCUGAAUCGCUACUGCUCCUGUUUACCGCACGACCAGUACACUAUCAUCACGCCGAUGUGGAUAAAGGAGGAGAAAAUGAAUCGCGUGGUCAUCACCAUACUGCUGCCCCUAUCAUGUCCGAUUAAGGAACCAAUUAAAGGUCAACCAAUGCUCGAUUUGAAGAAUGCCAAACGUUCCGCCGCCUUAAAGGCUUGCCAAAAAUUGCAUCAGGCCGGGGAACUGGAUCCGAUCACGAUUCUGCCAAAGGCUUACGGGAAAGUUAAUUACGAGGAACACGACAUAAAGGGAUGCUUCCUCAACUGGCCCUGGGACGACGACGAGGAUGAACGCCACGUGAAUCUUCCAUAUAGCGGCUCCAAAAGGCGGGUGCGGAAACACGCUAGAGUGUAUCCCCAGUCAUUGGAUGGGCCCGUCGAUUGGAAUUGCGGGGAACAAACAUUCUAUCUGCACGUGAUCGAACACCAGACGAUGUUCGAGGAGCCAAAGGACUCCCGCGAGCGAGCUUUGUACAACAUUCUGCAAAGCAACGAAGGCUACGGCUUCCUGACCAACAACGCCCUGCCGAAACUGUGCGACUUCCCGAUGUUCCUAUCGGUCGGCGAGCUGAUGACCUCCAUAAAACUGAACUAUGCAGUGAUAAAACUGAAUCUCGAUCUAUUCGAGUUCAUCAAACAAUUCCAUUUCUUCAUAUUUGAUCAAGUGCUUGAAGUGGCCAAGAAGUUUGUGGUCUUUGAUGGUACCAAAAAUAAUCUUUAUGUGGUGCCCGUUGACAAACUCCGUGAUGGAUAUGACAUCAAUUGGGAUGUAAUCCAAAAAUACAGAGAUAUACCGCCCGUUGCACCACCCGCUUUAGAGACACGAAAAUCUCUGCACGUAACAAAAGACAGCUACGUCGGUAAAGUGGUCACACCUUGGUAUCGCGCCACAAUUUUUCCGGACAGAUAUAUCGUGUCCGACGUACUGGAGUAUAUGAGUCCGUUGUCUUAUUUUGAGACAGACUCGUUCGGGACCUAUGCUGACUAUUACAUGAGUAAAUAUAACUUGGAAGUUGUGGCGAGCAAGGAGCAGCCUCUACUCGAAGUGCGGAACUUCGGCACGCGGGUGAACUGCCUGAUGCCGAGGUCGGCCACGAUCAAAGCUUUCACGGAGAAGCAGAAGAAGCUGGUCUCGGCCGCGCAGGGCGACGACAAGCCGAAGAACUUCGCCGAGAACUUCAUACCGGAGUUCUGCGUCCAGUACGAGUUCCCCGGCGUCCUGUGGUACAAGGCAACCGUGCUGCCCAGCGUGAUACACAGGGUAUUCAUGUUACUGGUCGCAGAGGAACUUCGCGUGGAAAUUGCAGCUGCCACGAACUACGGUCAGCUGAUAUUGGCUAAAGACGAGAAUUGGCUGCCGUUAGAAGUCGAUCUGCAAAUCGCUAUGACGUCUCUGCUAUCGCAAAUCGAAAGCUCGGAUACAGAGAGCGCGCUAAGGAACACCGUUGAUAGAAUAAACAAUCCUAUUGACGAGGCGGCUCGCAAACCUCUCAAGAUAAUCUCGAUGAAGGAAAGCGUCUAUCAACUGCAGAAGCAGAAAAUUGACAAGGAGUACCCGUGGGAGGAGCGUAAAGAGCCGAUAGACAUCGAGCGCAACCUGUCGACCGUCACCGUGAUGGACAUCGAGUGCUACGACGAGUUCAUCACGGCCCCCAUGUUCUCCGGCCCCGAGGGGGGCGUCAUCGGCUCGCCCCUCAACAACGCCCCCCCCACAUCGGCGGCGAUCCUGCCUCCGCCCAUCGUGUACAACGACAAGAUCGAGCUGCUGCAGAGGAGGCCGGCGGGGCGCGGGCCGGAGCUGCGCGAGCUCUUGAGCGCCAUCACGACCGCCAACUCCAACGACGCCUUCGACCUGGAGCGCGCCGAGACGCUGGGCGACGCGUUCCUCAAGUACGCCGCGAGCCUCUACCUCUUCCACAAGUUCCCCGCCCUCAACGAGGGCCAGCUCACCAACAUCAAGUGCCGCCUCAUCGGGAACAGGAAUCUUUACUACGCCGGCGAGAAGGUGCGUUUGGGAGGUCGCAUGAAAAUCGAGUCAUUCAGUCCGAAAUGUGAUUUCCUGGUGCCGGGUUUCUUCGCGCCUAAGUCCGUCAAGGAAUUCAUCGAAAAUAAUCAAGUUAGUUCUUCA